Messenger RNA from Penicillium manginii, 558 nucleotides. RefSeq lists its product as uncharacterized. Bases 1 to 558 code for a protein of 185 amino acids. The record is from RefSeq and is a predicted model, not a curated record. The transcript has a single exon. NCBI's taxonomy places the organism in Eukaryota, Fungi, Ascomycota, Eurotiomycetes, Eurotiales, Aspergillaceae.
AUGAAACCUGCACCUCAUUCCCUAGCUAUUCUUCGUACUUGUCGUCGAAUCAAGCAAGAACCAGAGCCUCAUUGGCUCGGAUUUAUCUUGUUCUGUUUCGAAAACCCAGUCCCUAUGCUUGAUAAAUUCUCUACCCUUCCUUUGGGCACUGUUUCGAAGAUCCGACAUAUGCGUAUCGGUGGGCGCGAUUUGAAGCUCUCUCGGCCGGGUGAAAGCCAUGUGGAUUUCUACAGGAUAUCACGGGUCCUCAAGUUACUUCCUGGCUUACAACUGGAUACAUUGACCGUCCUUGGACCAGUCCGUGGCCAUGCGUCCUAUGAGAUAAUGAGCGAAUUGAUUCAACAUGGCACUGGUUGGAGAGAGCUCCACUUCAUCACACCAACUUCCAAUAUACUUCGUUUCAAAAUAGUGAACUUUUAUGCCGAUGUUCCCCCAAUCUGGCGCGAAACUCAACAUUUGGGAAGCGUUCAGAAGAUGUUACCGAAUACCUGGGCACUGGGCAGGGACUCAAAUCUAUUCAGAUAUUUGGAGCUGUCUGACGAAGAUGGUAUCUGCUAG